Aplosporella prunicola CBS 121167 is the source of this 1641-nucleotide messenger RNA. RefSeq lists its product as uncharacterized. NCBI's taxonomy places the organism in Eukaryota, Fungi, Ascomycota, Dothideomycetes, Botryosphaeriales, Aplosporellaceae. The coding region runs from base 1 to 1248 and encodes 415 amino acids. The transcript has a single exon. The record is from RefSeq and is a predicted model, not a curated record.
AUGCCCGAUCUUCCCUACGACAUCAUCGUCCUCAUCGUGCGGUUCCUCGCGGUCGGGAAAUGGCUCAUACGGUAUCCGGUCGCGCGCUACUCUACCAUCAACCAUCUCUGGAAUGAAGCCAUCGAGCGCGAGUGGACCUUCAAGGAAAUCCUUGUUCGCUCGUCGGCUAUCAACAGCAUUACUAUUGCGCGUCUUGGGAGAGUGCUCCAGCGCGAUGGCGGACGCCGUCGCAAGUAUGUGCGACAUAUCAUCUUCACGCCUGAGAGCGUGAACCGCCUAAUGAGCGCGAAGACGCGUUCCGCAAAUGAACGAACCGCCGACGACGUUGUCUUUUCGCGGGAUAUAGCAGAGCUCUGGGGUAUCUUGGCAGAUUGGUCGCCUGAGUCAAAAUUUAAGCUGAGCAUCUCCUUGCAUGGCCGCGGACGUGCCAAUUGGCCAGACAGCAACGGUUUCCUUAACUACAUCGGCGACUCGCUUCCCCUGCUGUCCAAUGUCCACAGUUUCGAGACCGGACUACAUGUCCGCAUCUGGCCGCCGUCUGUCGUACAAUUCCUUAAUUCACUACCCGCCGUAAAAACAGCUGAUAUCGAGAUUGGCGACGUGUGCGCUUCGCGUUGGGCCCGAGAGUCCAAUGUCACGGAAAUCGAUGAGGUCCUCGCGACCAGCAUCCGACAAAUUCCUCCCGGGUGCACUAACGUUCAACUCAACCUCGGGCACUCGCCUCAUGGCCGGCCUGGAGUUUCCGACGCCUUUCUCUGCGCCGGAUUAACUGCGCUCUCACCGCAGCUACGCAAACUCUACCUUACCGGUUCGGCCGUCACGCCUGCAGUUUUGGACGCUGUAGCUUCCAUGCCCUGGCCACACCUGCAGGAAGUGAAAUUCGAUUUUGACGCGGUGCGCAAGGUUACCGGGAGAGCCGACGCUGCAUUCGUAAACGCCCUGUAUGUGGCUACAGCGAGUGUAGUCCGCAGUAUGCCGGCGUUGCUUGAAUUAAUGCUUUGCUCUUCCUGCAUACUCAAAGAAGGAAACGCGCCGGACUUGAAUGUCAAACGCGACGAGAAGACGAACAAGUGGAAAGUAGAAUGGGGGGUCAGCCGUGCGCCAUUCCGCGAUCUGGAUGACAAGGUGACUGAGGCGUGGGGAAUCAAAAAGCCGGCGGAUAAGAUACAAUGGAGGAGAGACGAGGAGCAACCUGAGGACGAGACGCCGUCGUGGUAUGCUGAGGAGUUGCUGCCAUGGAAGUACUAGAAGGUGCUGAAACAUCGCGCUUGAGGAGCUCAGUCUCAAGCCGUGUGUGCUUAGGAGACGCCUGACAAGUUUUGGGCGACCUGCCAAAAUUAUCCUCGCGAAAGAGCCACCCCUUUGCGGAUUUAAGCUGGUUGACUUGCACACAUAAGGUUUUGACGCAACUGAGGAGCAAGCAAGCACGGCGACGAAGGGAUAUUUCACUUCACUAUGUCUCCUUAUCAGCACCCCCUGGUCUCACGUCGCCUUUCCCGCUGUGCGAGCGAAACAACGACCCAUAGUGUUAGUCCUGGUUGUUGAGCGGCCUCCACGAUUACAUGAGAGAACAGAUGACGAAGACGUACUAGGUACGCCGAUUGCUUUCUUUUCUACCCCUGUCGCUUUGUCAAUACCUUU